Messenger RNA from Amoebophrya sp. A25, 5447 nucleotides. The record is from the annotation of a GenBank genome assembly. NCBI's taxonomy places the organism in Eukaryota, Dinophyceae, Syndiniales, Amoebophryaceae.
ACCUGACAAAGCAGGCGGACCUGGAGGCGGAGAAGGCAUUGCAGACGGAGGUGAUGGCACAAAUGGAGGUGACAAUAUUAGUGAGCUUGACACGGGAGCGAAUCCGGGUGAGAGUGAUACCUCGAAGAAGGAAACCGCCAAAAAUGCCCAACUCGCUACAGAGGUGGUCCAAGCCCUAUCCACUUUUAUGUUAGGUGGGGGUGGCAAGGUCGGAAAAACUCUACUCACAAACGCUGCCCUAGCGAUGAACCCAAGUGCGGACCUAAAAGACGCGGACGGCCCCUACAAUUAUGGUCUCAGCAGCUUCUGUAUCAGGAGACUACAACAUCAACUUAGUAACUACUAUGAAGAUCAUGGAGAUGAUGGAUUCAACUUCUUGUUCUCUUAUAUCCAUUUUGGCUCAAGGAGUUGGAAUAUGCAGUAAGCUUCUCAACUCGUUCAACAAGAUCGUCUAAGUCAAUGCUUUACACUCUUUGGCUAAAACAAGUGUUACAACUCCUAGAACAAGCACACUCCCACUCCCACUCCCUCACCAGUCACCACGACUGACCACGACUCUAAUACCAGAUUAUUACGGUCCUUAUGACGUCCGCGCAGAAGAGUUUCAAGGACAAUAAGUCCGGAUCCACGUUUCUGGAUAAGAUGCGGAUCAUUUCCAUGGAUUACCUGCUGAGUCAACUUACGAGCGGCAACGUGGACGAGCUGCGCAAAAUUUUCAAGGCGUUGAUGGAUUAUCUCGUGACCUAUUUUUCCAGCGAGGCGCCAGAUGUAAGGCUUCUACAAUACAAUUAAGUAUACAACUCUAAGUAAAAGAAAGGCCAGUACAAUACUGGAAUUCGAAGUAAUUCCACAAUACAACAAUAAUAAUGUAAUUCUACUAAGUAAUUCCUUUCUUCCAGACCAGGCCGCUAAAAUUAUACAAUUCUAAGUAAUUCCUUUCUUCCUGAGGAACAAAGAGUCAUUUCGAAUUUCUUCUCCCUGUUUCCUUCUACUUAGGAUUGGGGUUCAAAAUGAAUGGGUUUGAGCUCUAACAGAUGUUGCCGCAAAGACGUCUUUUCUGCAGGUCCUUGGAAAAAAUCUUCCACGAGAACGAAAUGAAGAGACUACACCUUCACGAACACCUGAAGAUGAAGGAACUACACCCUCAAGGGAAGAAGGGACAGUUUGGACGUCUGUCUUGCAGGUCGGACGAAGCAGGGGAGGGCCAUUGGGCAACUUUGAGGCACGCGUUGUAAGACCCGAAAAUGGCGGUGGGCCGAAAUUUACUGGAGGUUUCAGUAUGACACGAUCGCUUUCAGAAGCCAUCGAAGAUUAAGGCUUAAUACAUCGAUUCACUUCAACGGGUACAUUCUCUGCUACUUUAAGUAGAUACAUUAACUUACUUAGAGUGAGUGUGAGGACCAGGACUCAUAUCCCUCUUCUUGGGAAGAUUCAUAGUGAAGAAAAAAAUGAAGGCAAGAAAUGUACUGAAAUGAAAAUUUAGAAGCUCUCUAUACCCGCCUACGCAUAUGAAUCUUUUUUAAUAUUUGGGACAACUAGGGCAACUCUCUAUGCCCUAGAUAUAGCUCUAAUAAGAGUUCACGGGGAAGAAGGACAAGCCUCUUCUUCAGUGGCUGAUCGAGUGGUCGGAAGAAUUCUGUGAAUAUGAGGAAAACAGUAACGACGCGGGCAAAGAUGCGGCUUUCCAAGAGAAGGUGCAGAAUCAAAUUUUAAGGGUCGCCUGAACUACUAAAUGGCCUCUAGAAGUUUUUACCUAUAAUUUUGUACCUUCACUUUCUGUUUUUUCGGUUUUUUCCUAGCUAGGUUCUUGGCUCCACGACCACGAAGAAAGAUCGGGACGUACUAGAUGUACUCAAAUCGAAGUGUAGUAAGGAUCCAUCUCUUAGAUGACGGGUAUUAGGCUUCACUUAACGUUCUAAAAAUUGAGGCCUUUGUUGGAAACAAAAAGUUUGAGAAGAUGAAGAAGACGUUCAAGGACUUCGUAAAUGACGCGAAAUCUUGGUCGGCACUGAAGCAGGUGUGGUUUUUUCACGGUGGCAGAGACCUCUUCUGCACGCACACACUUCCGCAUGCAGGCGCGGCGUCCUUCAUUGCUCUGCGUGGCUCGAUGUGGGUGACGGCAAGUAGUGGUCUAGAAUCUAACAAACUUGAUACACCCUCAGGAACAACAAGGAGCUCAAGGUCAACAUCCUUUCUGCAAGCUGGUCGUGGGCCCAAGCCGAAGCAUCCGGCGGAUGAUGCGGGUUCCGCUUCUCUCGGUGACGAUCCUAAUUCGUUCGCAAGUGCGCUGACGGAGACGCAGGCUACGCUUGCCGCUGCGAGAAACUGGUGGGAUAAAAUUAAGGCUACAAGAACAAGAAAUCUUCCAUCUUGCAUCUUGUCCAGCACAGCACUCACUCUGGUCGUCCUCCCAUCUUUUUUUUUUUUAUCUGGGAAGGAACCAGGAGCAUCCUCGCUGCUGAAGAAGGAUUUCUCUUACUUCUAAUAGAAGCAGCGACAAGCAGAGGAAGGAAAUGGCGCAAAAUCUCAACACACUUUUGUUGGGAACGAGGAGUGCUGGGCAGGCCACGUUUGGCGAAAAGGAUUUCGACAGCAACAUCAAGUUGAUCGCCAACAAGGUGAAGAACAUGGAGCCAACGAAAAUUUAUGGCUUGUUUAUAUUUUAUCGUGAAGAUUCUGAUUCAGCAUGGAAUCCAACAAGUAGAAGCGCAGGUCCAACAGUCUUGUUUUUCUUCUGUUCAUCCGCCAUUCUUGAUUGGACGAUUUAAUAUUAUGAAAAAAUGAGAUCCAUAAGAUUACUAGCUCGCACUACAAAAUAACUGAAAACGAAAAGACCUGCGGAAAUGAAUCAAUUACUCUUGUUGUUUAUUCUUGACUUUCUCUUCUAAUAUCGGAAAGUCAUUCACAUGCUAUCGAGGGGACUGGAAGCCGCGCGUGGGGACAACUUUGUCACCAUGGCUCAGGAAUUCCUGAAUGCACUUGCUGAAGCAUAUACUGGCUCCUCUACCUCCUCGAACGAUUAAGGCUUGAGAAAAUCCAUCUGUCCCAGCAUCUUGCCCUCAUUUUCUUUGAAGGGGAAAAGGGCACCAAGAUGCUGACCAUGAUGGAUUUAGGCAAGGUCUAAAAUGAGCCCCAUGUGUCUGUUGGCAUGGACGGGAAGCCACUGCCCAUCAUUUUCACACCUGGAGUGAGUAGAGACGGACGCUUCUACCUAUUUGGGCAUCUGGCUAAUGGUGGAGGAGUGAACGCGAAGCCGCUUUUCGAUCUACAAAUGGAUAUCAGAGUCGGGGACGGAGGCCAAGGCAGCAUCUGGAACACGUUCAAAAUGCUCACACAUCAAGACGACCAGGGCGGCGCGGCUAAGUUCGAUCUGUUGGAGUUUUUGGCUUUCUUCGCGAAGAAAAUUUGCGUUUUGAGAAAUCUAGAAGCGGCAGUGCCAAAAAGCUUUGCGCUGGAACAUUACGACUCCAAUCCGUAUCUGGAGUCGCGUAGCGUGGCCUACCUGGAAAACCAGAACAAGAAAGGAAACUUAUGGCUUAUAACUUUAAACUUUUUAGAAAGCAUCUUUGUACCCUGACGCACGUCUUUUCUUACAAGUUGAACGCUCUUGGUCUUCUGUGUGGUCUUAUCGGUUUUGUUUUUGAUAGAUGAUAAUGGUUGAAGGAGGUGGCGCUGAUUGAAGAAGACACUGAAGAGAAGGAUGAGAGGAGAAAGAAGGACGUAACACAAGUCUCGACGAAAUGUACCCUGAGGACACUAGCUGAGUUCAGGAUAGAGAUCCUUGGCACAACGUCGAUGCUAGAAGCUCCUAAAAAAGUAGGUUCUCGAUGGCCUCUCUAUUUUCCAUUGUGGAAAAAGAGGAGACCAUAUCAGGGAAGAUGUCUGCUAUUAGUACUACUAGCAAAAAAUUUCAAGUGAGGAAGAGGAAUAUACUGAACUAUUUGUACGAUACUAUGAUGUAAUGGUAGUUGUAGCUCUAAGAAGCGGCGCUUUUUCGAAGCAAAAGGGUGUAGACGCGGAUACACUCAGAAAGCAGUUCCGCGCGCUCCUUACAUCCUUCUUCGGCCAUCCUGAGGCUGGUUCGGCCUCCCAGCGGUACAAAAUGACCAUGAAGCGAUACAUCACAGACAAUAGGUUGUGGAACAUGGUCAACAAGAUGAUCGAAGAGCGCGGCAUUCUUGGCUUGCUUUGCAAGAAACCGAGCUCGGGCACCGGCAGAGUAUCAUUUUUACAACAGCAGCGACAACAACGGGAUGUACAUCUAGUACCUGACGCACCACCAGGAGGACCACCAGCCACGACCUCCACAGGCAACAUCGUGGCGCAGGUUGUACUAGCUGGAGAAGCUCGGUCCUCUCUAGCUGCAGUAGGCAAUGGGGUCGGACGAGAGAACAAGGAAGACGAGCAAAGCUACCAAGAGACACAGCAUGAUCUUCGAAACCCUGAUGUCGUCCAGCCACAGGCCGCUCGCAUGGCAGAGGAUGACGAUUUGCUCAUCUGAGAAGGUGAUUAGAGUGCACUCGUCCGGGAGGCCUUUCCGGCAGUGCGAGUAUUUUUAAGUGGCAAUAGUAGAAGUCGUCUUAGAAGGAAUUGCAAUCACUAAUGAUGACGUUCUGGAUCGUAGCACAUUACGAGCACUAAUGAUGGCGUUCUGGAUCGUACGACAACUAGAUGAAUGGUUUUCAGAAUCAAUCACUAGUGAUUAUUUUUCACUCGUCGUGAACUUUUGUUACUUAGAAAUAUUUCAUCAGGAUGAAAUUGAAAAUUUGUCAGUGACUGUGACAGGGAGGAGACUUGGCAUUUUUUCAGGGAUGAAUAUGUUUUCAAGUUGUUGAGUUGGUACCGAUUGAUUUUCAGAUGAUGUACAUAAGUACUUAGAUUUCAUAGGAGCUAGCACCAGCCAGGAUGACGAUGAUGAACUAGCAUCUACAAAUGCAUAUGGUAUUUUCAAAUAUGAAUAUAUUAUUGAAUCAAAAAAUGCUGUUCCGGAAUUUAAUUCAGUGCAAGCCAUAGUCGUGAUAAGCAAAAUUUAUUCUCAAUCCAUAUAAGCAACAAGAAAUACAAACAAGUAGAACAAGCAGUAUUAUAAUUAUGAGCCAUAGUACAUAAACAUAUUUACACUUACUUGUAGACGAGUUGGAUCGCAUUAAUCAUUAUUAUCGUACUUUUUACAUCACUUCUUACUAGAUCUAAUAAAUGUAGUAAUUGAAAAGAGAAAAAUAGAACUUCUAGAAAAAGCAUUGAUAUUUUUACUAGAGCACGCAGGCAUCUCCUAUUUGAAUUUGAAUUGAACUACAAAUCAAUGAAAUUGAGUUUGGUCGUAAAGGCACAAGGAAACAAGCCAUCACGGAGAUAAUCAAAAUGAUAAUGUAAAUAAUCGUGUACAUCUAAAUGUAAUACAAAUUGUUGGGAAGGGACUUGCACAAAUGUAGACACAUGAAAAAUUG